Messenger RNA from Scatophagus argus, 1494 nucleotides. RefSeq lists its product as uncharacterized. Gene Ontology annotation, molecular function: DNA binding. The record is from RefSeq and is a predicted model, not a curated record. NCBI's taxonomy places the organism in Eukaryota, Metazoa, Chordata, Actinopteri, Scatophagidae. The transcript has 5 exons. Bases 150 to 1082 code for a protein of 310 amino acids.
GUGAGAAUAUCUAUGAAUUUUAAUAAACUUGCUUUUCCUUUUUUCCUCUUUGUGCUUUUCCAAGCGUCACCUCGCAGUCAAAAUAGUGGCACAAUUGUGGAUUUUCUCUGACAGUGAAGUCCCGGUGUGUUUCCGGCUUGUGUGUCCAUAUGACGGAGAGUCCGGACAGCAGCGUCCUACCGCGGACACCGACCGGCGGCACAGGCCCGGUGGUGGUGGUGAAGGUGGAGUCGGGUGUGUCGGUCCUGACCACGUCACAGACCACUGAGCUUCAUUUCCUGCGUUCGCGGGUUCAGGAGCUGGAGAGAGAGAAGGCCGAGCUGUUGGCAGAGAACCAGAGGCUGAAGAACAUGCUGGUCCACGAAAUCCCUGGGCUCUUGUCCACCAUGUGGCAGACAUUGGGCCAAGCCAACAGUCACCACUCCAUCUCCACGGCAACAGGCAGGAGUGACAAUUAUGCUCCGUAUUUGCAUCACCACCUCUCAACCAAUCAGGACAGAGACCUCCACCCUCAAGUCUACACCCAACAGAUCCAGGAGGAGCUGACUGGGGACAUGUUGGAGUCCUGGGCCCCGCUGGGCUCUGAGGAUGAGGAGGUGCCAGGAGGAGCAGACCUGGGCAUGGGCAGCCACAUGGGGGAGGAGGCACCGCUCUGCAGCCAGACCAUCAUGGAGGAGCUGAGGAGGAGCUGCUCCGAGAGCCAGUGUACUGCUGGACACGUGGACGACCAUGUGAGCCAGGUGGAGGUGUGUCCGGGCUCUGGUGUUCUUUGUGAUGUCCGCUCAUGGCAGGCAGCCAAUCAGGCGCAGUCUCCCACGGCAAUGGCACGGACGCUGCUGAUGGGUGUGUUUGAUAUGAACACUCUGAUGAACAGUAACCUGCGAGGUGGACGGAGCCGUCGUCCUGCCUUCCAACCACAGCGCAGCGCACUUGACCCACACAAGAUCAACGCCAUCUUCAAUGCGAUCUUGGCUCGGUUUCCUCUCGCCAAGAAAGGCGUCAUAGGCUCUGGCAUCAACUCCAAACUGUCUGAGAUUCGUUUCCGUUCCCGCAGAGCCAAUCGAGACCCUCGAUUCUUCUGAUGAACAGCUUGAUAGCUCCUCCUACCUCACUUAAUAAACAACUAACCGUCCAAUGAGAACACAGCAGUCUGGAGCUGCUGUACCAAUGAGCUGACAAUUUAAUUUAAACCUGUGUUUAGUUUCAGGUCUGAUCUGGUUCUUGUGUCACCGAGUCAGUGAUUCUGUUGCCAUAGCGACCAGCUGAUAGGUUGUUACGACCCAGUGACUGCCGACUGGACCUACAAAACAUACUGCCACACAUACUGCCCUUGUGAGUCUUCAGGUUCUCACAGUCGAGACAGACUUUGGUUUUUGUGCUGAUUUUGUAUUUUCAUGUGUAACAUAUGUGUGUGUGAGACAUCAUGUUGUAUCCGUAGAUGACAUCAUCAACAUCAUGAUUUGUCAGCACUAAUAAAAGUCAUGUUGAACUUCA